AAUUGAAUUACACAAGGUCAGCUUGCCGGGUUGAUUCGAAAUAAUUAGCGUGAUGGACUUGACAAUUCUGUCCGCUCCGGAUGAACACCUGCCUUGUGAUCCUGAGUGCAUGCUAGUAUUGUGUUAUAUCAGGUUAAAAGGAGCACGUAUGAAUAUGAAGAUGAAGAUACCUGAUCAAUUUACCGUUGAAAACUUUCCAAUUCUCAGCCAUGACAGUAAGGAUUAUCACGGAAUCCCAGUUAUCCUGACGUAUUUGAGAAAAGAAAAUUAUGGCUUAGAAUAUGAGCUGUCUGAUGUGGAGGGUGUUCAAUCAUGUGCCCUUAUUUCAAUUAUCGAGCGUCGUUUAGCUCCAGCUAUAGAUUGGUUCUUAUGGGCUGAUGAUCUGGUUUAUACUAAAUUCACUAGAAGAAUGUAUUUUGAAUCAAUUGGAUUUAUGAAACAGUUGUAUAUUCCUCAUAUUUGGCGUAAUAUGAAAGUGAUGAAAGCUAAGUCAUCUCAGUUAGUUAUGUGUCUUAAGAAAAUGUCUGAUUCAGAAAUUGGUGAGCAUUUAUAUUCACUGGCUAAACUUUGCAUUACAUCACUUGCUUACAUGUUGGGCGAAAAUACGUAUUUUGUUGGUGAUCGACCAACUGCUGUGGAUGCUUAUGUAUUUGCAUUUCUAUGGCCAUUAUUAAUGUAUGAAUCGGAGUAUGGUAAUGAUACCAAUUGGUGGGAUAUUGAUUAUAAAUCAUCAACACCAUUUACACCCAAUUAUGUACAAUCUGGUUCACAUCAAUUAAUUACACAUUUAUUUCAAUGUCCUAAUUUAAUUAAAUUUUUCAAAAAUAUUUUAAUAAAAUAUUUUCCAAAACAUAUGAAAUAUUUUAGAAAAGAAAAGUCAUCCAUUAUUGACAAGUCAACUGGUGCACCUCAUCCAAUACGUGAUUGUAUUCUAUGGGGUACUGGAGUAGUUGGCCUAUUUCUUACCUAUGCUUAUUAUUCAAAUAAUUUACGAAUUUUACGCAAAUUCCAUGGAUCUUGAUCAAUUAAAAGUUAAAAUGUUACCCCGCCCCGCCCCCACCCCGAUGGUCGUGAUUGUUAUUUUUAUCAUUUCAUAAUUCUUUGUUUGAAUCGUGUGUGUGUGCGCGUGUGAGUGUGUGUUGUAGUGCAUUGUUUUAUCCCUUUUUCUCCCAUUGUCUCUCUCUCUCCGUCUGUCAAUAUUCUUCCUCUUCUGUUCUUGUUAAAUCUCCUUUUGGAUAUACGCAUUUUGUCAUUACGAAAUUGUUCGUUCUCUCUUUCUCCCUUUUUCCACCACUCUUUUUUGAAUUAUGACUUCGUCUAGUUUUUGCCUGUUUCCAUAUGUGUGUGUAAUUCGAACUGAUAGUAGUGUGAUAUAUAUACAUGUGUGUUCUCUGAAUUUUAAAUGGUCCAGUUGCUCAAAUAAUAGAAGACGCUGACGAUGUUCAGAAUGAUUAGCGCUCUGUACAGUUAGUUGAACAAUCAUCGCCUAACUCAAAAGAGUACAAAUCACCAUAGUGUUUUUAAAACUAACUCAAUGUAAUUGCAUUUUUUUUUUGAAAAAAAAUCUCUCCUUCUCCCCCCUUCUCUUACUCUUUCAUUCAUCCAUUACCUUGUAUUUCUGUUUUUAAUCAAAAAGCACAUUGGUUUUUUCCUUAAUCUCAACCAUGAUCAGUGGUAGUAGUAGUAGCAGUAGUAAUAGUAGUAGUAGUAGUAGGAAAAAUAAAGUAUCAGAGACGAGAAGAGUACAACGAUAGUUUAUAUUGUUAUUAUUAUUAUUAAUAUUUCAGUGUACUUUUGUAAAUAUAGAUUUUAAUAAUUAUUAUUUUGACAAACAGAUUCGUUUUUUUCGUUACUUAUAUUACUUGGUC
This is a messenger RNA of Schistosoma turkestanicum, 1868 nucleotides long. The record is from the annotation of a GenBank genome assembly. NCBI's taxonomy places the organism in Eukaryota, Metazoa, Platyhelminthes, Trematoda, Strigeidida, Schistosomatidae.